AUUACUUUACUGUGAAACUGGACUAGAAAUAGGUUUGUGACUCAAUGUCAGUCUCUGUUGAAUAUAUUUCAUAAUAUAAGCGUCGUUUUGUCAUCCCGUUGUAUAUUGUCACGAGUAUAUUUCAGUCAAGAUGUCGAUAUUCAAGUCUCUUUUCGGAGGGAAGAAUAAAGAGACGAUCACACCACAAGAUGCUAUUCAGAAAUUAAGUGAAGUGCAGGAAAUGUUGAUGAAAAAGUCAGCAUUCCUGGAAAAGAAAAUUGACGGAGAGUUGGCUACAGCUAAAAAGAACGGAACGAAGAACAAAAGAGUUGCACUUCAAGCGUUGAAGAGGAAGAAGCGAUAUGAGAAGCAGCUAACGAAUAUUGAUGGCACCUUGUCAACGAUAGAGUUCCAGAGAGAGGCUCUAGAGAAUGCCAGUACCAACACAGAGGUCCUAAAGGUCAUGGGGGUCGCUGCCAAGGCGAUGAAAGCAGCACAUAAGGACAUGGAUGUGGAGAAGGUUCAUGAUGUCAUGGAUGAAAUCGCGGAUCAACAGGAGGUGGCCAAUGAGAUAUCCGAGGCUAUAUCAAACCCUGUUGGCUUUGGGGAGGAUGUGGAUGAGGAUGACCUUUUGGCUGAACUGGAAGACCUAGAACAGGAAGAGUUAGACGAACAGCUUAUAAAUAUUGGUCCCAUCAGUGAAGGGCUGGACGACUUACCAUCUGUUCCCACUGCAGAACCUAAGGCCAACAGUAAAAAAAGUUGCCGUAGCAGAUGAUGAUGAUGAUAUGAAGGAACUUGCUGCCUGGGCGAGUUAGAGACACCAAAAAUGUGCUGAUACACACUAAGACAUUUGCCUUAUGUUGAACUUUUGAUUGUGGGCAGAACUUUUUAGGCAGGACAGGGAAACUACAGCCUUGUUGAGUGUUAAUACGGAGGAUUUAAAGAGAGUGUGAUAGCUACAAUUCUAGGGUUACCUUUACUCUGUUGCAAACAUAUCUUGAGAUAGCUACAGUCAGUUGACCUUCUUGUCAUAGGUGUAUGAAAUUUUAAUAUGUCCUGUUGCUAAUAUUUCACCUUGAACAUGUCCAGUCUCACACAAAGUCUCUGUGGUUUAGUCACGACUAAAGUGUAUAUUGCUUCAUUUGACCGGUGAAAAAGCUGUGCUUGGAAUUAAGCCCACUCCCUUGUUCAGUAAUUUUGCUUGUUUUUGUUAAAUCAAGAGUAUAUAAUCGAAGAUGAAAGUAAGAUUGAAUCUUAGAUAAGAAAAAAACUACAAGUUGCUUUUUUGUUUGGUAGAGUGUAGAUACAAGUGUAGUUGAUCCUAAAUCGUACAAAGUUUCUUAAGAUUUUUGAAUCUAAUAUCUUUAUUCCUGGUACCUUGAUUAACAUUCAUCGGUCUCUUGAUCAGUCAAUCAAUAUUUUUGAUGUAUGUGUACUUGCAAUUUAAACAAAGCAGAACAUUAUUAAGAUGUUUAGAGCUAUCUUUGAGUUUUAAGACUGCUCACAAAAGCAUGUAACUGAAUAGAGAAUGUCUGGCCCUGGAUGUGUUUGUUUUGAGAACUGUAUUUAACUUCCAUAGAUUAUUUCACUGUAUUUUCAUUACUUUUUCUGCUAUAACAUAUAUUAUAAACAUAUUUUGUAUUUUGUAUAACAUGUGCAUACUUCUUAGACUAUCCUUUCAUGUUUAACUAAUCAAUUUGAAUAUAUAUAUAUGUAUGUAAGUGAAUUUGGAAUGUAGGUGAAUGUGGAGAUGUUGUGAUUAUUAACCAUAGUCAUAAUACAAUUUCUGUGAAUAAUUAUUUACAGCUCAUUUGAAUUGGAUAUUCCUUAAAGAAAUAUCACUAAAAUUUGAUCCUUUGAAUUGGCAUUGGAAAUAUUAUGAUACUUUUUUUGUUUUAAUUUAUUCAUUUUUAGCUCCAGUUGUGUAGAUAUUCUGUUUUAAAUGAGAAAAUAAAAUUUGAAAUGAACAUAUUUUGUAUUGUGAGACUGUGCUGUUGUAUUUUAUGAAAGUAUAUUACUGUCGAUAAAACCUACAUCUACACAUGACUUUUGGAAAUUGAGUACCUUUGAAUAUGUGGUAUAAUAGAUCUUUACGCAAUAUGUGGCUAUUUUGUGGAUUCCUUGAUUUUAACAAGUCUUACUGAAGGUAUCUUUGUGCACUACUUUUGUAGACUGAUCUUUUUCUGUUAAUUUUUAAUGAACAUUUUCAAUUUUCUUUGGAUUACAUUUUCUGUUGGGAAUUUCUACGAUUAAUUUAAAACAUGUACUGAUAAUAAAGCCAGCAAAUAGAAAAUGGCAAUGUGAAGUGAAAUGAUAUGCUUGUAUAGAGUUCAGAGUUUGUGGUGAGAAUUUGAAAUUCUUAGGAACAUUUUAUUUAAAAAGCAACAUUUACUGCACUUUUGAAAGAAGAUUAAUUUAGCUAUGGUAGUGCUCUUCUGAAAAAUGAUUUAUGUCAUGAAAGCCUUGGAGAAAACUUUACCAAAACCUGCUCUCUUAUGUAUAUUUUGAUAGAAAGAUAAAAUAAAUACAGUAGUUUCAUUUUACUAACAUUUUCAGGCCUAGCAGACAUCUUCUGGUGAUUAUUUUUAAUGGCUUGGUAACAACAUUAUGCGACAUAGACAGUUACAGUAUAUGUUUAUUUUUGGCAGACAAAAAAAAAAGAGGAAUAUUUUGAUCUAAAAGCAUGUGUGUACAUGUAUACUAAGUACUAUAACUAUAUUUUACGGGUCAAUCUUGCUGUAGAAUGUUGUGAUAUAAAUACACAUGUAACUGUAAUUAUCAGUUUUUAUAAUUCAUUUAACGGUUCUAAGUCAUGUUUGUCACGUGAAAACUUCCCUCGUGAAGUUUAGAUGACUUCUCACCUCGAAUGUUACAUUAAAUGGUGUUUGAAGGUCACUAAAUGGUGUUUGAAGGUCACGUCCAUGAUAUCCCUAUUCUGUAUCCAUUGGCAUUAACUGUCUGUUGCUGCUUGAUAUAUCCUUGUUUUACUGUUUAAACAAUGUACAGGUGAAAUGAAAAUUUUACUGUUUAAACAAUGUACAGGUGAAAUGAAAAUUUUACUGUUUAAACAAUGUACAGGUGAAAUGAAAAUUUCAACAUAGCUGAAAAUUAAAAUCCUACACAAAGGUAUUCAUUUGUAAUGAAUGUUUAAACAAUGUACAGGUGAAAUGAAAAUUUUACUGUUUAAACAAUGUACAGGUGAAAUGAAAAUUUCAACAUAGCUGAAAAUUAAAAUCCUACACAAAGGUAUUCAUUUGUAAUGAAUGCAAAUGUAUUCUUCUAGGCUUUAAACAUUUAACUGCUGUAACCAUGGAAACACGCUGAGAAACACACGGACAUAAUACUAAUUCUCAACCCACUGUCCACAUAUUAUGUUGUGUAGGAUAAUUUGAUACACAUAAUACCUAUGUGGACUGUAGCUUGGCAAUUGGUGCAAAGUCCCAGGGCUGAGGGAGUUCUCUUUCUAACAAAGGAAUGUAAAACUUCUUUCAAUUUAUGAAUGUUUGUUUUCUGAGAUUUACUUAAUUAUAAAACAUCUAUGGAUUCUCCAAAGCCGGUCUUUUCACACAGUUUUGUCAAAGUGAUUUUCAUUUGAGUUUGUUAUUUAAUGUAAAUACUUUAAUAGAUUUUUGAAAAAAAAAAUCACAUUCUAUUUAUGUCCUUCAUUGUGUGCACUUUAUAUUAUUUUAUAAGUGUAUUUUGCUAUAGUUUGCUAUAGUUUGGCUCCAUAUUAAGGAUUCCAGCCUGUACGAGUGAAAAUGCUCUGAAUAAAUCAUCCGAUAAAUAUUGGCAAAUAAUUAAAUGUAUUAUGUGCGUUCCUUUGGUAAGUAGAUGGGUCCCUUUGUUGGUAGUGAAUUGACUCGGUCCAAAUGACCAGAUACCUGGGUACACAAGUUAAUUUUGGCUUCCUACAGAGGAACGGUUGGGGAACAGAAAUAUAUGUCCUGAUAAUGUAUGACAACCUCCAAUCAAUGUACAGUUAAUGGCAGAGUCCUCGUACUGAAAUAUACAGUUAAUGGUGGAGUCCUCGUACCGAAAUAUACAGUUAAUGGUGGAGUCCUCGUACCGAAAUAUACAGUUAAUGGCGGAGUCCUCGUACCGAAAUAUACAGUUAAUGGUGGAGUCCUCGUACCGAAAUAUACAGUUAAUGGUGGAGCACAGAGAUAAUCCUUAGUCUUGUCUAGGAAAUAAUAGCACAGCAAAUGUCCAUAGUGUUUGUGAAGAACACAAAGUCUUGAUCAGGAUACAAUGGCUUUUCAGUUAGACUUCCUGAAAGCAUUAAACAUGCAAUUGUCUAAAAAAAAGAGUAGAAUUCACCUGAAAUUGUACCAUUUACUGGUAUGUAUUGUUAAACUAUAUUAAAAUGAUAUGUUGAUAGUAAAACAGUUUUUAAUUAUCA
This is a messenger RNA of Pecten maximus, 4381 nucleotides long. Its product is annotated as charged multivesicular body protein 4b-like. The record is from RefSeq and is a predicted model, not a curated record. The transcript is spliced from 5 exons. Gene Ontology annotation, biological process: late endosome to vacuole transport via multivesicular body sorting pathway; vesicle budding from membrane. The coding region runs from base 131 to 757 and encodes 208 amino acids. NCBI's taxonomy places the organism in Eukaryota, Metazoa, Mollusca, Bivalvia, Pectinida, Pectinidae. Gene Ontology annotation, cellular component: ESCRT III complex; cytoplasmic side of plasma membrane; multivesicular body.